CAGCACUCAUUCCUUAUUUCAAAAUUUACUUAUUUGUUAUUAAUAAAUAAAAUUGUCCAAAUUAUUUUGAAGUUUUCGUGUAUGUGUCCUAAAAUCUUUUACGAAUAUAACAUGUAUUAUACAAUCUCUUUAAUAAGGUGAACAGUUUUUCAAUUUAAUGAUACUACAAGCUCCAACAAGUAAGGAUUAUACCCAAAAUUUUGAUUGAUUUUAAUCUGGAACAGAAACAAAAAAUCGACAUCCCAACACAUGUUCAGAUUAAAAAGCUACUAAUCGUAAUCGUUCCAUUAAAUAAAGAAGUCUAGACCUUGCAUGUACGAACUGUUAUCUUCACAAAGUGGAAUUAAAUUUAUUUAAACAGCAAAUUAACGCGGAUGUGCUUGCCUACUAAUGUAAUGUUAAUGAGCUACUGUGCCGUGCACUAAUUAUUCAGAAUAGCGUGAAAGGUAGAUACGAGUCGUACUUGUUCUCUAUAUAUAGUAAAAAUGGGGAUAUACGAUAAUCGUUACAAAAUUUUCGGCUUGAUUGUCAUGCUAGUUAGUGUGAUCGUCAUUGCUGUUGUUCUGUUUUUUGUUUUGAAAGGAAAUGGACAUAACGUAAAAGAUAAGCCACCAAAUAUUGUCAUCAUUUUGGGCGACGACGUGGGGUGGAAUGAUGUUGGUUUUCACGGUUCGAAUCAGAUCCCGACGCCAAACAUCGAUGCCUUGGCAUAUAAUGGCGUGAUACUUAAUCGGUUUUACACCCAAGCCGUUUGCACUCCGUCUAGGGCUGCCUUGCUCACAGGAUAUUAUCCGAUUCGCGCAGGUUUACAAGGCUUACCUUUAAAUGAUGGCCAGAAUUACACACUACCAAUCCACUUUUCGCUACUUCCGGAGAAGUUGAAGGACCUUGGUUACAGCACACAUUUGGUUGGAAAAUGGCAUUUAGGUUUCACCAAUACCUCAGCCACACCUUUGGCAAGGGGUUUUGACACUUAUUUUGGUUAUUGGACAGGUUUUAUGACAUACCGCAGUCAUAUGCGAGCCGUUAGUAAUAUGACUGGUUUCAGUCUCCGCGAAGGCAUAAGAGCGGCUUGGGAAUACCAAGGACGCUACAUUACAGAUGUGUUUACCGAAAAGGCGAUCGAUAUUAUCAAUGAUCACAACGACGAAUCACCAUUCUUUUUAUUCCUCUCUCAUUUGGCAGCCCAUUCCAACGGGACUAUUACCGAACCGAAGGACAUCGAACAGGCUAAUAAACGGUUCAAUUAUAUCGAGUCCGAAGAGAGAAGAUUGUUUGCUGAUGUUGUAACUGACUUGGACAGAUCAGUUGGUGAAGUUGUGAAUGCUUUGGAGUAUAACGGAAUUCUUGAGAACACUAUAAUCCUUUUAUUCAUGGACAAUGGAGCUGAAGUAAGAGGCUAUUAUCCAAAUGGAGGUUCCAACUGGCCACUUAGAGGUCAAAAAUAUACCUUGUUUGAAGGAGGAGUUAGAGGUACAGCUGUUUUAUACAGUUCGAAGAUAUCUAAUCGAUCUGUUAUCAGCAAUGAGCUUAUGCAUGUAACUGACGUAUUUCCAACACUUUAUGAAGCUGCCGGCGGAGAUGUAAAUACAUUAGGUAAUUUGGAUGGGGUGAGUCAGUGGGAGACCUUGACUAAAACCAAACCUUCUCCUAGAAAUGAAAUUUUAAUAAACAUAGACGAAGUGAAUGGCACAAGUGCCAUUAUUGGUUAUGGAGGAAAAUACAAACUUGUAAAUGGUACAUUUUUGAAUGGUAGUAUGGACGUAUACUUCGGGCCUUCAGGUCGUGGACAGCAAAGCAAUUCUGAGUACAAUUUCACCGAAAUAUUGGAGAGUAGAACGAACAGAGCUUUUCAAUCUGCACGUUUGGAAUCUCUGACUGAAAGUGAAAUAGCAGAGUUGCGACAGAAAUUGAAUUUAGAAAAUUGUAGAGACUUAGUUGAAACAAUCGUGGAUUGCACGGAACUUUGCUUAUUUGAUCUUCAGCAAGAUCCUUGUGAAACAGUCGAUAUUAAGGAAUCUUAUCCUGAAAUAGUUCAAAACCUGAGUUCACAGGUGGAGCAGUACUGGAGGGAAAUCGUACUACAGCCAGGGCGUUAUGUUGACCCUAACGCUAAUCCCGACAGAUGUUCCAAUUCCUGGUUUCCUUGGUUGGAUGAACAUUACGAGAUCUACUGUACAAUAUGAUAUUCUAUGAUGCUCUGAUUAUUGCAAUUUAUAUUUUCUAUAUUUGUUGUACUUGUACAUAUUUUGUUCAAAUUAAACCGAUUUUUAUGCGAUAACUAA
Agrilus planipennis (emerald ash borer) is the source of this 2285-nucleotide messenger RNA. Its product is annotated as arylsulfatase B-like. The transcript is spliced from 9 exons. The coding region runs from base 486 to 2186 and encodes 566 amino acids. The record is from RefSeq and is a predicted model, not a curated record. NCBI's taxonomy places the organism in Eukaryota, Metazoa, Arthropoda, Insecta, Coleoptera, Buprestidae.